UAAAAAUAAAAAAACACAAGCAAAAUAAGAAUAAAUCCUCCCUUCCCUUCCUCUUCUUUCCCCUUGCCUUCCCUUCCACUCGCAGCGAUUGCUCCGCCCUGCCCCGCCUUCUAGAACCUUCUGGAACCUCCCCCAUCACCCCCAUCACCAAGCGGAAGCAGCAGGAGAUGGGCAUCGGGCGGUGAGGCGUCGCCGUCUGCGAGCUCCCCCCUACCCAUCCGCCAGUGCUCCGGCGCUCCCCCCACCUCCCGAUCUGCUCCGUCUCGCCGGCCGGCGCAAUCCGGGAACCCGCAACCCUAGCCGGGGGCGGGCACCGAUCCCGACGCUGGCGGCGCGGUUCUCCUGUUCGUCGGCGUCGACGACGGACAAAUAUGAUGGACGUUUUAAUUGCUUCCCCUUGCUGUCACUGAGCACAUUUCCUUUACUCAAAGACAAGACAUGGUGUUGCAGAAGAGGUUGGAUUAUGGAUCCCAUGGCCAUCGGGUUCCUGAUAAACCACCUGUUACAACAUUGGCUCCGGUGAAACGCUCCUUGAGGAUAAGGAAAAAGCAGAUGUAUGCGCUUGACUUGCUUGCGACAGCUGCAGAAACAUUAUUGGCAGAUCAAGACAAUUUAUCCAGCAGGCCUAACAUAAAUGGAACACCAGAAGGCAUGAAAUCAGUUAAAGUGGAACAGUUUGACAAAGCGUUUCCGUUGAGAAGCAUGGCUGUGCAGAGAGAUGCCUGCAAAGGGUGUACAGUGGGUCGUGCAGGCAUCUCUGGCUUUCUCAGACAAGCUAAUAUGCGCUUGGCUGAAAACUCGUCGACUCAAAAUCUAGCUGAUUCAGUACUAGAGUCACUAACAGCAAACUCAGAUGUGUUGGCUAAGGACUCAUUUGUUAGAAGUAGAAAAUCAUGUCGAUUGGGUUUUGGUCUUGGCACGAUUCCAGAGUAUGGUGCUAUUGGAGUAUGCCAGCCUUGGUCAACAAGAUCGGCCGAGGUUAAACAAGUGCAUCGGGCGAGACCAACAGUGAUCAGAAGUCAAGCAGAUACUGAUGCUGCAGCUCUAUGUGCUUUGGUUGAGACCAUGGAUUUGGACACCAGACCUCCUGCCGAGGCUAGCUCUGGUAGUAGCUCAGGAGUGCACAUGUGCAGCGACUACGGGGGCCAUAGCUCCCACCCCUCGUGUUUGGCUAAUGUGCAGCAUGCUGCAUGCAGAGAUGAUGACGAAAAUUCUUCUGGGUGUGUGCAUCCAAGCACCUCAGGAAAUAACCGUGGCUAUAUUCCACACUAUAUAGGUGACCGUAGGAUAAGGAGAUUGUUUGCCUCCAGGUUAAGGAAGGCAGCUCGCAAUAAGAUAUGUGGAAAGAUGUCCUGUAAAGGUAGCAAGCUGAAUUUCUGUGCAAAGAAGAUGUCCACUGUGCGCCGAAGAGUGCAACAAACAACUUUAAAGAGGAAAAGACAUGCUCAACUUUACUCUGAAAAAUCAUCCGAUGAAGUCAAGUUAACCAUCAAAUCUUUCAGCAUCCCUGAACUACUAAUUGAGAUCCCUGACAAUGCAACAGUUGGUUCUUUGAAGAAAACUGUUUCAGAUGCUGUUACUACUAUAAUUGAAGGCGGUCUCCGUGUUGGUGUACUUAUUCAAGGGAAAAAUAUUCAAAAUGACAACAAGACACUUCGUCAGGCUGGCAUUUGCCGUGGGAGAAAACUAGAUGACAUAGGGUUUACUCUGGAAUGUGAAGCUGCACGAGAUUCUAGCCCUGGAGUAAUAGUGCCAGAAGAAGAUUUUGUUGAUGCAUCUGAUGUUGACAAGUUUGCUACGAUAAAACCCGAAGAACCUGAUGAGAACGAGCAGCUUAUGCAAGAUUUUCCAGGCUGCAGCCUGAGUGAUCCUGGUUCUGUUGAUUAUCCUGUGGAAUGGACCACGCAAGAAACAUCAGCAAGCUCCCAAGCCAUCGUCCCUUUUGCAGAUCAAAACGUAGAGGCGCUAGCCAUAGCCAGUGUGCCUCUUUCGAGGUCAAAGCGACUGGAUUUUGGGCAAAGACGCAUAAGAAGGCCUUUCACUGUUGCUGAAGUGGAGGUGCUGGUGGAAGCUGUCGAACACCUUGGAACAGGAAGGUGGAGGGACGUCAAAUUUCGCGCGUUUGACAAUGCUCAUCACAGGACCUAUGUUGAUCUGAAGGACAAGUGGAAGACCCUUGUGCACACGGCGAGCAUUGCGCCACAGCAAAGAAGGGGGGAGCCGGUUCCACAGGAGCUGCUGGACCGUGUGCUGGCUGCACAGUCGUACUGGUCGCAGCAGCAGGCAAAGCUCCAGGGCGACCCCCCGGUUCCUGAAAUCUGCCCUACCUGAUGAUGGAUGGGAUGGCCGCAAAGAUGGUGUACAAAUCUGUGUAAAAUUUGUUCAAAGGGAAUUUGGUUGGCUUUGCGUUUGAUUGAAUUUGUCGACAGUGAAAAAUC
Molecule: messenger RNA, 2438 nt
Organism: Oryza brachyantha (malo sina)
Lineage: Eukaryota; Viridiplantae; Streptophyta; Magnoliopsida; Poales; Poaceae
Product: telomere-binding protein 1
Exons: 10
Coding region: 439-2331 (630 amino acids)
Molecular function (GO): protein binding
Source: RefSeq, a predicted model, not a curated record